CUGCGCCGCCCGAAUCACCACCGCGCCAGCCACCACGCGUCACGCGCCCACGCCUCAACCUCCACCCUAGGGCCUCAGCUCCUCAGUGCUUCACCUUUUAAUUAGAACCCUAGUCUCUAUCUUCCUUCAUCCGUCUAAUUCCCUACCGAAAGUCGAGUCGUUUCACCACACUUAAGAUGGAAGCUGCAAAACCCAACAUUUUGGUACCUGCCCUUUGAAAUCUGGUCAUUUCCCAACUGAUGCCCGAAGUUCCAGCUAGUGCAUCCCUUGCUGACCCAGAUUGCUCUGUGGAAAAAAUGUCGAAUCUGUACAGGAAGCUUUAUGAUAAGUACACCAAGCUCAAGAAUAGGAAACUGCUUGAGUUUGAUGAGCUGAAUAAAGAACAAGAAGUUAAAUUUAUGAAAUUUUUGUCUGCUGCAGAAGAGUUGAUAGAGGACUUGAAGAAUGAAAAUGUCCAGCUGCAUGACCAACUCAAUGAAUUGAGAAGUGAGGUGUCUUCAGUUAGGCUUGCCAAACUCAAAGAAGUGGCUGAUUAUCAAAAUCUUUUCCUGGAGGAAAAAAAGAAAAAUGAAGCUCUUACUGAAGAAGUUGAGAAGUUGCUACAACAACAGCAGGAACGAACUUCUCGUGUUUUAAGUAACAGUAAGGUCAUGAUUGAAAAUGGCCAGCUGAAGGCUAUCUCCGAUAGUUCAGAGAGAUCAUCUACAAGAAUGACAAGAAAACGUAGUUGGCAGGCUGCAUUGGAAAAUGAAACAAGUUUUAUAUCUGCCGAGAACAGGGAAGAUGACUCUGUCGUGAGAAUGUCAAUGCAAAACGUGCACAAGGAGAUGGCAUCUGGUAAGAAGCAGCUGCUGGAGUCCUGUACUACUGUUAAUGAUAAAUUAGGAGUUGCUUCUGUGCAAAGUGAUAAUUGUAAUUGGCUUAUUCAAGAGCUUUUCGAACAUGCACUGGGCAUGAAAUUAUCUGCUGACUAUCAAACUGGAACACUAAGCCUUUCUGCACUGCAUCAAUCUAGCGGCUAUUCCUUCACUUUAACCUGGAUUAGCAAAGCACCUGAAGAGGAAGCAGAAUUGCUAUACCAUGUUCUUUCCUUAGGCACAUUUGAAAGAGUGGCUCCAGAAUGGAUGAGGGAGGACAUCAUCUUCAGCCCAACCAUGUGUUCCAUCUUCUUUGAAAGGGUGUCUCAUGUUAUCAAGUUGCACCACUGACUUUGAAUAUAAAGGCAAGGGAAAAAAAAAAGAGUAAAAAUCCACUGACUUUUAUUUUAGAUGCUUUGAUUUGGUUGGUUUCCGCUUCAUCUUAAUGGAGUUUGUAAUAUAGUAAGAGUUACAGAGCAAUCAUUAGUUGUAAAAAUGAAUAUUAAACUUCUAAUCCUGAUUUAUCAUCA
Messenger RNA from Arachis duranensis, 1387 nucleotides. RefSeq lists its product as uncharacterized. Gene Ontology annotation, biological process: developmental process involved in reproduction. The coding region runs from base 240 to 1208 and encodes 322 amino acids. The transcript has 9 exons. The record is from RefSeq and is a predicted model, not a curated record. NCBI's taxonomy places the organism in Eukaryota, Viridiplantae, Streptophyta, Magnoliopsida, Fabales, Fabaceae.